AUGCCAUUUCCCUUCAUUGGCUCAAUCAAAUAUAUACAAUCUUACUUAUAUGCAGUCGGCAUUUCUGCGUCCAGCUUAGUCAGUGAUCCACUAGCCAGCAAAUAUUGUUUCACUAUACACCACUUUGAUAUAGAAGAUGGUAUUAUUCAACCGCAGACAAAAACGAUUGAUUUCGCCUACUUACCGGGUGCCUCGGACAUAGUUUGUAUCAAUGCCUUACACGAUGAAAUCACCGAUGAAUAUUUUGUUGCUGUUGGCUUUGUAAAGGAAGGAGAGAAUGGAUAUCUUAAUAUCUAUAGGUCAAGAUCUGAAGAGAAACUCCCUGAGAAUUGCUUGAGUUAUUCAAAACUGCCUUGUGUUCCUCUUCACCUAGUUCAUGCUCACUGUUUAAUUAAAGAUGAACUUCAAUGGGCAUUCUUCUUGUCUUUUGGUGAACCAUUCACUGAAACUUCGAAUCAGAGUGAAAGCAAAACUCAACCACGAAUCAAGAUAUUCUCCAAAUUACUUGAUACUAAUAUUCUUGAAGAAACUGAAAAUGAUGAAGAGACAGAGAAAUUAGGAUUAAACCACUCUCAGACAACUUUACUACUUUUCCCAGAAUUGGCUAAUUUACCGUCUACAUCGAUUUUUCUCAACAUGGAUUUUAAAAUCAUGGAUAAUUUACGACUGUCUGCUUUUGGUUCACAGGAUGGAUGGUUUGGUGUAUUUGCUGUAGAUAUGAAAGCUCGUAGAGUUGUACAACAUUUCCACUACUCGCAUGAAUCACCAAUCACAAGUAUUAAAGUCUUUCAACACUUUAGUACACGUAAUGUCAAUUCAAAAGAUACAACUACUAAUGGGGAUAAAAAAUCAGAGUGUGUGCAAUUGAAAUACAUCAAUUGUUUAGUUUGCUCUGCUUUUGAACUCUCCGUUGUCUAUUGGGAUAUCUUCAAACAUAACGGUUUUGGGUCACAAAAUCAAUAUAUUCUACCGUGUAGUGCAGAUUUUGAUCAUGUCAAUUGUGCAUCAGUUGGUGACUUUAAUUUAGACGGGAAACCUGAAAUUAUACUUGGUACAUUCGGCCAACGAUUGUUGUAUUAUGAAUGGGAAUAUAGUGAUACUGAGUUGAAAAGCGGACGCUAUACAUUAAAAUCUCAACGUUCACUACCUGGUCCAGUAUUUUCUAUAUCACCGCCAUUGGAUUUAAUUGGUGAAGGUCUACUGUCAUUUGCUGUUCUAACUAGUCGUGGCCUGCAUGUAUUUCAACAUGAUAUCCAGUGUCUUAUCAAAGAGAUUCAUCAUAGACUGAAUAAAUGCGUUACGCAACCUGCGAUUUUAAGCACUUAA
Molecule: messenger RNA, 1326 nt
Organism: Trichobilharzia regenti
Lineage: Eukaryota; Metazoa; Platyhelminthes; Trematoda; Strigeidida; Schistosomatidae
Source: the annotation of a GenBank genome assembly